Vicia villosa (hairy vetch) is the source of this 1216-nucleotide messenger RNA. RefSeq lists its product as uncharacterized. The record is from RefSeq and is a predicted model, not a curated record. The transcript has 5 exons. Lineage: Eukaryota; Viridiplantae; Streptophyta; Magnoliopsida; Fabales; Fabaceae. Bases 106 to 873 code for a protein of 255 amino acids.
AAACAAUAGGGUAACAGGAGUAAUUUUGUAAACGAAAAUAAAAAGAACGAAGGAAAGCAAAGGCUUUUGUAGCGUUCCUCUGCCAUCGUCAACGCAGCGGGAGUGAUGAGUUCCGCCGAUACAUUCAACGUGGGUUCUGUACAAUCAGUCAAAGAACCUGUUCCUGGGGCAAGCGUGGAACCGAAACCGGAAGUUACCGAAGUAAAAGCUCAAGUUGAUGCUAUGUGGGAACAAAUGAAUAAAGGAGUAUCGAAUAAAGUUAUUAGCGGUUUUAUGAGCAAGCCUAAAUCUACCUCAAAAAGCAAUCCAAAGAAGAGAUCUUCUAACUGGAUGUCUUAUUUGGGGUUGGCACCAAGGGCUACUGAAUCUGUUGUGCAAGGUGCUUCGCAGAGUGAACCUGGUGUGAUGCAAAACAGUGCAAGUGAUGAAGCCAAGAAGGUUGCUGCUGCUGCUCUUGCUGCGGUAAAAGUUGAUGCUGCCGCUUCUGCGUCAAGCAGGGGGAAACUUGUGAUUACUGAGGUUCGAGACUUUGCUGGUCAAGAAGUUGAAUAUAAAAAGCUCGUAGAUUCAGAUUCAAAGGAGGCAAUUGAAAGAGCCAAAGCCCCUGCACCUUCUGCUGUGGAUGCCGUCCUUGAACAGAUCAAGAAGAAAUCAAAGCUCAGUGUACUUGAUAAGACCAAGAAAGACUGGGGAGAAUUUAAGGAAGAAAAUAAGGGACUGGAAAAUGAGCUUGAUGUUUACAAGAAGAGUUCAAACCAGUAUUUGGACAAGGUAUCCUUCUUGCAGCGAACAGAUUACCGUGAAUAUGAGCGCGAGAGAGAUGCACGACUGGCUUUGCAAUCCAGGAAGCGACCAGAUAUGCAAGAUGAUUGAUUCUGUAUAACCGAAGGAAGUUCAAGUGUGGAAUUGCUACCUUUGGCGAAUUAUUUAUGAUUUUGUCAUGAGUUGGUUUAUCUAGGUGUUCCUGGGAAUUUCUUGGUCUCCAGAAGAAAAAAAAGAUAUUUGAUCAUUAGUGAAUGAUGAUGCAUUUUGAGGUUCAAGGUUUAAAAUGCUUUCAAUUCAAAUGAUGUGGAUAAGGAAAACAGGGGACUAAAAUACACAACUGUAAGUUUUAGACUGACAUUAGCACAUUAAAUUCCUUGAAGAGAGCCUCAAAGAACAUGUCAUUCCCAACUCACUGAAGUUACUAGUUUCCAAGAAGCAUUGUAUUUGUCAA